Plasmopara halstedii is the source of this 2628-nucleotide messenger RNA. RefSeq lists its product as uncharacterized. The transcript has 2 exons. The record is from RefSeq and is a predicted model, not a curated record. Lineage: Eukaryota; Oomycota; Peronosporomycetes; Peronosporales; Peronosporaceae. Bases 1 to 2628 code for a protein of 875 amino acids.
AUGACUACAUUGCUUCCUACGCCACCUUAUAUGCUUGGUGAGCGUCCGACUCCACACGAUGGAGGCUCAGGUGCGCCUUCCUUUCGUCAAGUUCCUUUUGUUCGUGCCAGCGAUCGUGUUGAAAGUGGUGUGAAGGUUCGUAAGCAGCUCCGCAAGUAUCUAAGAGCAGCGUCUUCUACACAGCACAUGGUUGCACAGACACACUUAAGUGAUGCUUGUCUGCCCGCGCUUCAGCCGCAAGAGGUAGCACAAUCUUGUUUUCAAGACUUUUUUGCUCAAAUGCGAACCUACAAUCAGGUACUGGGCACGAAACACUUAGCAGCGAGCAAGGCGUACAUGGAUAUGACCAAACCACUUGAAAACGCCGGCAAGUCCAAACGAUGGGCACGUGACAUUAACAGCCUAGUGCAGCGCUGUGUGUCUGACGUGCAGGGUGCAGAGAAGAAAAUGGAUAAGGCACGACAACGAGUGGCUCGUGCAGCAGAUGAACUGGCGCAUUGGAAAACUGUACUAGCUGCGAAUGAAGCAACGUAUCAAGUUCAACCGAAUAAUCCGGAAGUCAAACGUGCUUUCCAGAUGGCACAAUCUCGUUAUACGAAUGCUUUUGGUGAGGAUGAAGCAGCUGGCGUUGAGUACGACGACGUGAGAACCACAUUGAUAAAUGCAAUAGCUCGACGGGAUGAAAUUGUGGAAGAAGCGGCCGGUUUAUCGCAAAGUGUGGAAGAAGAUCGAUUGGAUACAUUAGUAAUUGUAAUUGGACAAUUUGUCGAGACAAAAGUGGCCAUUUUACAAGCAGAAAUUGAAGCAAUGGCGGACCUUCAGCGAACACUUAAGGCAUUGGACCGAAACUCAGUGGUCCAACAAUAUAUUGCCGAUAGUAUGGCACCCGAAUUGACACAUCGGCAGGCAAAAGCAUUGGGUUUGAUGGAGUGGCAUCGCGUAACGUGGCGCUUUGAACAGCAGGUACGGCAUGCGGCAGAACCAGCCAAUUUCUUGUCACUCGCAUCUUCGCCAGAGGAUCUUGCAAAGGUUAGAGCGGCAGGCUUAUCCGAAAAAGAUGUUGACAUCAUCAAGGAUUUUAUAUCAAGUUGCUUUAUUGAACCUGAAGCUAGUCUUCUUCCGUCUGAUACACUUCAGUUUUCCUCGUCAAAACAUCGCAGCAAGUUUACGGAUGCUUCAGCUUCUGUGACACAGGCAAUGUAUCGACUCGGCGUUGUUCGUCGUAUCAUACUGGAGUGUUUGAUGCUACAACGAAGACACGAUCGCGAGUUGUCCCGCGAAGGAUUUUCUAGACUUGCAAUUGCGUUGCGCUUGCUACUUGAUGCUUGUGUUGUCCAGCGUGACACUCGGUCUACCAUGCAUCUGAUGAACAUGCUGCAGACUUUUUAUCGGAAAACCAGCAAAGACGGACAGGAAUAUCUUCAUGUGAUGUUAAAAGAUCAUUCAGCUUGGCGUGUGGCAAUUUAUUGGGUAGAUGCUCUAUUAAAGAGUGUGGCAGAGGAACUCAGCAAGACUUCAACCGAUACACCAUGGUAUUUCCUGACAGAUCCUGAACGUGCACAAAAGGUUUUUGAAGUGCACAAUGUCGUUUAUGGACAAGCUUUGGCAUAUCUAUAUCAUCUUUCGAGCUUUGGAUAUACUCGGCGACAACUCCUUCAAUAUGCUCGCAACGUGUGUUUCGCCUACGAACUAGGCGAAGAGCAGCGCAUUAGUUUGGUUUCAUCAGUAAAAGAUAUGGCAUUGGAACACUGGCAAGAAGAUGAAUAUGAGGAAAAAGGAGAAGAACCUAUGGUGGUGGAGGGCAAUGCAAGGCAGCGUUUCUUUGAGCGUGAUGGUGGGCUUUCUGAUUGUGGAGGCAGUCGAGUUCCUAGUGCCCGAAUAGCUGAUGUGCGAUUCACGUCGUUCACUAUACCAGACUGGUCCUCAUUUAGAAAUGAACAUGGAUUUGAUAGUGGCAACUUUGAUGUAAAUGUGAAUAAAUUUGGUCGUAAACGCAGGGAGUCGAGUGCAUCGAAUGCAACGACUGUGGUAGAAGGUUCAAUAACGGCCUCGUAUAUUGGCAGUGUGCGCGAUAUAGAGGAAACAAAGGCGGUUGCAUCUACAGAAGUUGUGGAAAAUGGUGAUGAGCCUUGGGAAAAAUUGUUUGUGUCCCUUUUGCUACGUCAUCGCUCGACAGAUAAUGUACUUCUGGCAGCUCGUGGGGAGAUAGAAGAUAUACCACGUAUGCACAAAAGUGUGCACCGAAGUAAAUACACGACUACUCUAGAUGAAAAUGAAAGUGCCAAGUUGGAGCGGAGAAAACACAGAAAACUACUCAAGGCACGAUCGGUUGCAAGUAUUGAUACCUCUAUACUGAGAGCUGAAAAGGAACAGGAGCUAAACAACAGUCGCUCUGCUGCUAAUCCUGCUAAUGGCAUGAACCAGAUCAUGACUAUUGCUGCCCGCAUGAAACAAAAACGCAAGCAAAACUCUAGUGGUAGUAUUGAUUUUGUAUCACUAACACGCGCACAAAGUGAUGCUACUGGAUCUACGUCAGAUGCUCCAAAAGAGUCAUCUACACGGCAAAAAAAAGAAAUGACGACACUAUCAGGCGUUGCAGCUCUUCGUGCUCGCUUCGAAAAUAGAUAA